CAAGCAAUAAUGGUUGGCGACACAGUAGCUGACCUAAAAAUGGGACGCGUGGCUGGUUUGCGAGCCAGUGUUGGUGUUCUAACCGGAGUAGGCAACAGAGAUACUCUCAAGGAGUACACGGAUUACUUCCUUGACAAUGUCAGCGAGCUUCCAUGGUUGAUCGCGACGAAGAUAAACGAGAAUAUGAAAAGAGGAUAG
This is a messenger RNA of Strongylus vulgaris, 198 nucleotides long. The record is from the annotation of a GenBank genome assembly. Lineage: Eukaryota; Metazoa; Nematoda; Chromadorea; Rhabditida; Strongylidae.